Drosophila rhopaloa is the source of this 1879-nucleotide messenger RNA. RefSeq names its product beta-1,4-N-acetylgalactosaminyltransferase bre-4. NCBI's taxonomy places the organism in Eukaryota, Metazoa, Arthropoda, Insecta, Diptera, Drosophilidae. The record is from RefSeq and is a predicted model, not a curated record. Gene Ontology annotation, biological process: carbohydrate metabolic process; glycosphingolipid biosynthetic process. Gene Ontology annotation, molecular function: N-acetyl-beta-glucosaminyl-derivative 4-beta-N-acetylgalactosaminyltransferase activity. The coding region runs from base 154 to 1350 and encodes 398 amino acids. The transcript has 5 exons.
CUGGCAACCCUGGUUGAUGGGGAGAUUCACCUGACUUAUCUGCUGGAGUUGCAACUUUAAACGCUUUUUGUUCGGUGGGCGAAUGUUUUGCGCGUGAAAAUGCCAGUUCGCAGCGCUAGAGCGUCGAGCAAGGUAUGAUGCAAUCCGCGGACCAUGUCCCUGUUCACAAAGGCGAAUCUCAUUCGCUUCCUGGCCGGCGCGAUUUUCUUGUUGCUGGUGCUUAACUUUGUGGUCUUCCGCACAGACGGGGCCAGCAGCACGUCCCUCAGCAAGCUCAGCAUCCGGCGUGUGCACAAAUAUGCGCAUAUCUACGGGAACGCCAGCAGCGAAGGAGGAGCAUGGCUGCCCGCUGCCCCGCUCGCCCGGUCCAAGGAAAGGGAGCGGGAUCGCGAUCCACACGGCGGACCCAACUCCACCGCAACGACUGUGAUUGCCACGGCAAACUUUACUUCCAUUCCACAAGACUUAAACCGCUUCCUGCUGGGCACACGCAAGUCACUGCACCCGGGACAGAAAUCCACAUCCGCCCUCCUCGCCAACUGCACUGAUCCCGAUCCCCGAGAUGGUGGACUUAUCACGCCCAACACCACCCUUGAAUCACUAGACAUAAUCGAAGCAGAGCUAGGUCCCCUCCUGCGCCCUGGUGGCGCCUUCGAGCCGGACAAUUGCCAUGCCCAGCACCAUGUGGCCAUUGUAGUGCCCUUCCGCGAUCGAUACGCCCAUCUGUCCGUCUUCCUGCGCAACAUCCACCCAUUUCUAAUGAAGCAGCGCAUCGCUUAUCGCAUUUUCAUUGUGGAACAGACCAACGGAAAGCCCUUCAAUCGGGCCGCCAUGAUGAACAUUGGCUAUUUGGAGGCCUUAAAGCUGUACCAGUGGGAUUGUUUUAUAUUCCACGAUGUCGAUCUUUUGCCUUUGGACGACCGCAAUCUCUACAACUGUCCACGUCAGCCGCGGCAUAUGUCGGUGGCCAUAGAUACGCUAAAUUUCAGGUUGCCUUAUCGAUCAAUAUUUGGGGGCGUUUCCGCCAUGACGCGUGAGCACUUCCAGGCCGUAAAUGGGUUCUCAAAUUCGUUCUUCGGCUGGGGCGGCGAGGAUGAUGACAUGUCCAACCGGUUGAAGCAUGCCAACCUAUUCAUAUCAAGGUAUCCCGUCAACAUAGCCCGCUAUAAGAUGCUGAAGCAUCAGAAGGAGAAGGCCAAUCCUAAGCGCUAUGAGAACCUUCAAAACGGCAUGAGUAAAAUAGAGCAGGAUGGGAUUAACUCGAUUAAGUAUGCCAUCUACAGCAUCAAGCAGUUCCCAACCUUCACUUGGUAUUUAGCUGAGCUAAAGAACUCCGAGCGCAAGAGUUAGUCUGCAAAAAGACAGCGUUACAAUACGUGACCUUUCCAACUAUCUAAUAUGCGUAUGUACAAAGGACAACAUUACUUUCACGAACGGUAGUCUCUUUUAAUAGAAUGUCAGAUCAUGGCAACAUGAUUAGUAUAUUAGACACAUAUUGUGUACAUGGUAGUAAGUCCAGUAACUAUACUCAUAUUACGAUGUAGUAUACUUUUUAUCCAUCAUUUAGCUUCAAUUCGUACUCAAAGAACAACAGUAACAACUCGUCUCUGUAGCAAUAAUCCUCCCGUUCACUACUCAAAGUGCUCAAUGAUACUUAGGUAUAUAUAGUAUAUAUAAUAACCCAUGUUAAUUUUUGUAUUGUUUUUGUUUUGUUUUAAUUUUUGUUAUUCCACUAUUGUACUUUAUUAACUUCUCAAAAGACAGCUACACCUACUCCUACAAGGUGAAAUGUAGAUAUUACUUUUGUGAUAUGCAAAUUGUUAUUCGAUCAGAACGAUUUAUACCAAAAUAAACUUAUAAAAACUUUUACUAUACCAAA